AUGGCCUCCAAAUCAUCAUCGUCACAGGCUUCAAAGCCGGUUUCAUCCCGUCUACUAAACAUGAAAUUCAUGCAAAAACCACUCUCCUCAGGAUCCUCCCCUUCAUCAAAAACACCCCCUUCGAAACACCACUCCCAAUCCGAUUCCUCAAAACCUUCGUCCAACAAGCACAACAACAAGAACGUCUCAAGAUCCGCAAUCCUCGCUGCACAAGCCCUCGAGUCUUCUAGACGUGAAGCCGCCAUAAACUCCUCAGCCUUCGGCGCUACGGAGAGAUGGUCCCUUUCACUCCCACCUUCCGAACGUGCUAACGAACUCCGAGGCGGCGGGGAAAUGGUCGGUGGUGUAAAAGUUUACAUGACAGGAAAUACUCUGUGGAACACUGAACACACAAAUGCCCAGGAUAGAAAUAGCAGUAAUAACGACGGCGACGACGGCGACGACGGAGAAGACGAAGAAGAGGAAGAAACAGUACCAGUCGCCCCUGUAAGACGGUACUUCGGUGGCCGUACUGCCCCGGUUUUGGAAAAGAAAUCGACUGAAGACACAGACUCUGAUGAUGCUCCGGACUCGGGUGAUGAUGAUGAUGAUACUUCGGCCUCCGAAUCCGAGGUUCUCCGUCGUGUAGAAUCUAAACGUGCAGCUAAAGCCCUAAAGAAGGAGAAAGACGCGGAUAGAGCCUUAAGAAAUUUAAAACAGAUCGGUGGACGAGCAAAAACGACAAAUGGCGGCGCUGAAAACAUAGAAUGCUUCGCCUGUGGCGAGACAGGACAUAGGAAGUCCGACUGUCCAAACACAGGCUCGAAAGGUGGCAAAUCCAGGCCCUUGAGGCCGGGCCGUGGUGGUGGCGGUGGUAUCAAAAGAGAAUACGACUCAUUCGGUGGCCCCGCCAUUAAGAAGCAGAGGAGGUAUUGA
Molecule: messenger RNA, 915 nt
Organism: Orbilia oligospora ATCC 24927
Lineage: Eukaryota; Fungi; Ascomycota; Orbiliomycetes; Orbiliales; Orbiliaceae
Exons: 2
Coding region: 1-915 (304 amino acids)
Molecular function (GO): zinc ion binding; nucleic acid binding
Source: RefSeq, a predicted model, not a curated record